Molecule: messenger RNA, 2044 nt
Organism: Cynara cardunculus var. scolymus (artichoke)
Lineage: Eukaryota; Viridiplantae; Streptophyta; Magnoliopsida; Asterales; Asteraceae
Product: galacturonosyltransferase 8-like
Exons: 3
Coding region: 26-1762 (578 amino acids)
Molecular function (GO): polygalacturonate 4-alpha-galacturonosyltransferase activity
Source: RefSeq, a predicted model, not a curated record
GUGAUUCAGAUCUACAGACUCAACAAUGGCCGUAUCCAGAACCUUUCGGAGCUCUCGCACUUCACUUUCUGACCGGAAUAAUGGUUUUUCCCCUCCAUCCACACGACCGCCGGUUGCUGCAACAGGUUUUACAUUCAAGCUUUUCGCCUCCGCUCUCUCCGUUGCCGUUUUACUCUUGUUAACCGUUUCCUUCCUUUUCACCUCAUCAUCUGGCGUCGGUUCAUCCGGUCUCGACAUCGGUUUUUCUUUUAAUUCAAAUGGAAUUGGAAAAUUUAGGAGGUCUGUGCUCGCAUUAAAAUCCGAUCCAUUAAAACCUAGAUUUGAUCAAAUCCGAAAGCAAGCAGAUGAUCACAGGUCGCUUGCUCUCGCUUACGCUGCCUAUGCUCGUAAGCUCAAGCUCGAGAAUUCUAAGCUCGUUAGGGUUUUUGCGGACCUUUCACGCAGCUAUACGGAUCUCAUACCGAAACCUGCUUACGCGGCAUUGUUCGACUCUAAUGCGGAAUCAAUCGACGAAGUGACGCUUCGGCAGUUUGAGAAGGAGGUGAAAGAGCGGAUUAAGGUGACCAGACAAGUGAUUGCUGAAGCCAAAGAGUCGUUCGACAAUCAGCUUAAGAUUCAGAAGCUGAAAGAUACGAUUUUUUCUGUCAAUGAGCAAUUGACCAAGGCGAAGAAGCAAGGUGCGUUUUCUAGCUUGAUUGCGGCGAAAUCAAUACCAAAGAGCUUGCAUUGCGUUGCAAUGAGGUUGAUGGAAGAGAGAAUUGCACAUCCGGAGAAGUAUUCCGAUGAAGGCAAACCACGUCCUGCAGAAUUUGAUGAUCCUAAGCUUUACCACUAUGCUAUAUUUUCUGAUAAUGUUGUUGCUGCUUCGGUCGUGGUCAAUUCAGCUGUUAAGAACACAAAAGAGCCAUGGAAGCAUGUUUUCCAUGUCGUGACUGAUAAGAUGAAUCUUGGAGCAAUGCAGGUUAUGUUCAAGAUGAAAGAAUAUAAUGGUGCUCAUAUUGAAAUUAAAGCAGUUGAGGAUUACAAGUUUCUAAACUCUUCAUAUGUUCCGGUGCUGAAGCAGCUCGAAUCUGCAAAUUUGCAGAGGUUUUACUUUGAGAAUAAGCUUGAGAAUGCCACAAAGGACACAACCAAUAUGAAGUUCAGGAACCCUAAGUAUCUGUCAAUAUUGAAUCAUCUGAGGUUCUACCUACCAGAGAUGUACCCCACGUUGCACAGGGUUUUGUUCUUGGACGAUGAUAUAAUUGUUCAGAAGGAUUUGACAGGGCUUUGGAAGAUAGAUAUGGAUGGGAAGGUAAAUGGAGCUGUUGAGACGUGUUUCGGGUCGUUUCACCGGUAUUCACAAUACAUGAAUUUCUCUCAUCCUUUGAUCAAGGAGAAGUUCAAUCCCAAGGCAUGUGCCUGGGCUUAUGGGAUGAACUUCUUUGAUUUGGAUGCUUGGAGGAGAGAAAAGUGCACCGAGGAGUACCAUUAUUGGCAAAAUCUGAAUGAGAACCGGACUUUGUGGAAAUUGGGAACACUGCCGCCAGGUUUGAUCACAUUUUACUCCACAACUAAACCAUUAGAGAAAUCCUGGCAUGUUCUGGGGCUUGGCUAUAAUCCAAGCAUAAGCAUGGAAGAGAUCCGUAAUGCUGCAGUUGUGCAUUUCAAUGGAAAUAUGAAACCUUGGCUUGACAUUGCUAUGAACCAGUUUCGCCCACUUUGGACAAAAUAUGUGGACUAUGAUAUGGAGUUUGUCCAGGCCUGCAAUUUUGGUCAUUAAACCAAUGGCAAUUAUUGAAACCCUUUUAUUAGGGUUAAUCAAUACUAGUCAUAGUGGGUCCAUUUAUGAAACUUGACAUGUUAACUGAUACUAAAAGAGUUGAUGAUUCAAAGCAUGGCAUCAUCUGUUUCUUCUAUAGUGUAGAAUGUAGUUUUGAAGUGUUUAUAGUGUUCAUAGUUGGAUCAUAUUGGUUUAUUAGAUUACUUGUUAUUUAGAAUAAUUAUGGAAUAGAGAGUUUGUUAUUAAAACAGUUUCAUCAAAAAUGGCACUACUGCUUUAUCA